CGCAAAUAUACAAUUCAGCAUCUUUUUUUUAAUUCAUGCCACGUACCGAUAGAAAUUGGUUAUUACAUAUACAGGCUAGAAGCACCCAUGCAGUGAAUUGAGUGUGCUUUUGUGUCGAGUCGCCACCCUGCAAUAUACAGCACCAUGGCCUCACUUCUCCGCCAAAUCGUCGCUGGACCGAGGCUCCAACACCCCGAAACAGGCCUGGACCUCUGCUACGUGACCGAUUCCCUUAUUGCUACAUCUGGCCCUUCAUCAACAUACCCGCAACGCGCAUACCGAAACCCCACCGACGCCCUAGUGCGUUUCCUCGACUUGAAGCAUGGCGCGGACUGGGCGAUAUGGGAGUUCCGCGCUGAAGGAACUGGGUACCCGGACUCCGAAGUCUAUGGACGAAUCCACCAUUUCCCAUUCCCAGACCACCAUCCGCCGCCGUUUGCCCUAAUCCCACCGAUUAUGGCGAGUAUGCGGAAUUGGCUUGCGGGGGAUGCUGACAAGACAAAAGAAAAGAGGCAGCAGGAUGGAUCGUCGAAGGGGACGGGGAGGGUCGCUGUUGUUCAUUGCAAGGCUGGGAAGGGGAGGAGUGGGACGGUGUCGUGUAGUUAUCUGAUUAGCCAGGAGGGAUGGAAGAUGGAGGAUGCGAUGCAGCGGUUUACGGAGCGGAGGAUGAGGGUUGGGUUUGGGGAGGGGGUUAGUAUAGCGAGUCAGGUAAGGUGGAUUGGGUAUGUGAAUAGGUGGACGAAUAAGAUGAGGAAAGUAUACGUGGAGCGGCCGGUGGAGAUUUUGGAGGUUCAUGUUUGGGGUCUGAGGGAUGGUGUGAAGAUUGCCGUUGAAGGGUUUGUCGAAGAGGGGAGGAGGAUUAAAUGUUUUCAUCUUUUCAAAAAGAAGGAGCGGAUUAUUAUUGAUAAGGGGAGUAGCGAUAACUCUCCUGACCGGCGAGAUGAAAACCAUGUCGCUGGCAAAGGUUCAAUCCGACAGGGCGUCCCGCCGUUAUCUUCAUCUAUACACCAAUCUGUGCGAGAAACAGAAACUGUCACUUCGCCGGCACCAGGGAGCCCCAAAGAGGAAACGACGCCGAUAUCAGCUGCCAUCCUGCGUCCACAGAAACCAGUGAUUGUGCCGACAUCGGAUGUGAAUAUUGACCUUGAGCGCCGCAGCAAAGCGGCAUAUACAGGCUGGGCAAUGGUUACGUCGAUUGCCCAUGUAUGGUUCAACGCCUACUUUGAAGGCGGCGACGAGCAUGAAUCUGGAGUCUUUGAGUGCGAAUGGGACAAGCUCGAUGGCAUCAAGGGUACCACGAGGAAAGGAACAAGGGCGCUGGAGCGGCUCAAAGUCGUUUGGCGGUACGCUUCCAAGGAUCAACUAGAAGGUAAACCGCGACAACAAGGGGAACACCAAGAGAUUCAAAGUCAAGUCAUAAAGCUACCAGAACCAGGAGAACCGGUGCAUGAAUCUCACGCCGCAGACUGGAGGGGCGAUAAUUUCGUUCGAGAGAAUGAUGCCGAUGAGCAAGACUUCGAGCAAACCGGCGUCGGGAAUCCAACUAGCGCGCCAGGUUCACAUAUUGAGACGAAAGGCUUGAAAGGCGCAAACCACCCGCUGCCCACGGAGGUUACUAUUGCCGCUGCGACGGCGGUUAGUUCUGCAGCGCACAAAGUUGCGCAUCUAGGCAAAGAGCUAGGGCUGCGACAACAGACGGAUGCGAGUAACGAUGUGAGUUUGGCGAGCAGCGUGGAGGAUUUGACGCAGAGUCAAAAGCAGGAAAAGCGAGAGAAAGCCAAAGCGGAAAGGGCAAAGCUGGAUUCGAACGAGUACGAGGGUGGAAGUGAUAUGGAGGGAGUCCGGUCAUAUUACGGCAAUGGAAACGGAGAUUCGAAAGACUGAAGCUUUUACAUGGUUAUAGAUAUGGAAAUCCUUGGAUGUGUGAAUAUCAGACAAUAUUAUUAAUACAACAUUGAAUUCACGAAUGACUCGAAUAGACUCGAAGUAGAAGGCCGCACCAUGCAAUGGGUGCUGGUUGUUCAGUCUCGUGCGGUAGCUUGUCAAAAUUGAAAAAGUUGCCACCUCCCUAUAGUCCACCAUAGUAAACACUCUCUCAGGUAGCUGGUAGUCGGG
This is a messenger RNA of Talaromyces proteolyticus, 2115 nucleotides long. RefSeq names its product protein-tyrosine phosphatase-like protein. The record is from RefSeq and is a predicted model, not a curated record. Gene Ontology annotation, biological process: negative regulation of cell population proliferation; cell motility; phosphatidylinositol 3-kinase/protein kinase B signal transduction. The transcript is spliced from 3 exons. NCBI's taxonomy places the organism in Eukaryota, Fungi, Ascomycota, Eurotiomycetes, Eurotiales, Trichocomaceae. Gene Ontology annotation, molecular function: protein tyrosine/serine/threonine phosphatase activity; protein tyrosine phosphatase activity; phosphatidylinositol-3,4,5-trisphosphate 3-phosphatase activity. Bases 145 to 1884 code for a protein of 579 amino acids. Gene Ontology annotation, cellular component: nucleus; cell projection; plasma membrane.